UUCUCGUGGCGAUCCGCUGGGAACCCCCUACAGCUUCUGCACAAAAGACAAUUCUUGAAGACGUAGAGGGUUCAUUUCAAGCCCCCACCACCACCCACAUCUCCAAUUUGAAAGCCGCCUCUCUACCGGGAGAGGAAGGCUCUUUUUCGGUCAGAUGGCGUGCUGCAGUCCGCCCCCGUCAUUCUGCAGCCCACACAGACAGGGCAGCCGGCAACCAAUGCGCUGCGCCCGGAGGAGGAUUGCUGCCAGUGAUUUCAGAGCGAGAAACGAUACGCACAGGGGAUUUACUACGACAAUCUGAGCAAGGGAAGCUUUCGCCAAUAGGUAACUGCUUAAGAAACAAAGACAAGAACAACUGCGGUGUGUGUCUGAGCAAGGUGUUUUCCGCGAUCACCUGGAUCAGGGAUACUUGCCUCCAGUCGACGGUUUUAUUGUAGCUGGAGCAUAUGAUCCAAGUGAUUUUAGUGUAAUUCUGCUUUUGUCUCGUCGACCAGCACGAAACUAUAUUGUAUUUGUUUACCAGUUUCUCUCCGGGAGUAUACGGACCUCGGUGAUUUCCUUCCGUGAAAACACUUUCUGCACAUCAGUCUAUCUGCCCUGAAAAAAGAGCUGUGUGCCAUGUCUUUGCCACGCACACUUGGGGAGUUGCAGCUCUAUCGGGUGCUGCAGAGGGCCAACCUGCUGGCCUAUUAUGAAACCUUCAUCCAGCAGGGUGGUGACGACGUGCAGCAGCUCUGUGAGGCAGCAGAGGAGGAGUUCCUGGAGAUCAUGGCGCUAGUCGGCAUGGCCACCAAGCCACUGCAUGUGCGUAGGCUCCAGAAGGCCCUCCGAGACUGGGCGGCGAACCCUGCCCUUUUCAGCCAGCCCGUCGCCAACGUUCCCCUCGGGGGCAUCCCGCUGUUCAAAGUGGACGGGGCCGGCGCCGGUGGAUCAGCCGGCGGGCCAAGGAAGUCUGUCAGCAACGGGCAGCCAGGGUCCCCGUGUGAAAGGGAAGAUCGGGCGUGUCUGACUCCAAUGCACAACGGGAGUCCAAGAAGCCCUUGCUCCCAGGCGUCCCCACAGCCACCGGACACACACUACCGGGAAAAACUAUCGCCCAUGGAUCCACACUGGCUCAGCCCAGAUCCAGAUGGCAACUGCACUCUGGCGUCUGGACUAGAAGAUGAGCCUCCCAGCCCGCCUCUGCUGUCAACGAGUCAUCCAGGUCCCUCCACGUCUCCGAGCCCCUCGGCUUCCGUCUCCCCGUCCGUCCUCUCAGCCUGGCCUGGCGGACAGCUGGACGGGGAGACGGAGAGGGCGGUGGUGGAGAGCGUGGAGAGGCUGCUCAGGACCCUGCCCAGGUCAGAUCCUGCAGAGGUGAAGACUCUGCUUAGGAUGAACAAGAAAAUGGCCAAGACUGUUGGACACAUCUUUAAAAUGGGGUCCCAGGAUGGGAACAAAGAAGAAGAGAUCCGGAAGUACAGUCUCAUUUAUGGACGCUUUGAUUCCAAGAGGAGAGAGGGGAAGCUGCUUACACAUCAUGAGUUGAUCAUCAAUGAAGCUGCAGCCCAGUUCUGUAUGCGUGACAAUGCCCUUUUGUUGAGACGGGUGGAGCUCUUUUCUUUGGCUCGGCAGGUGGCAAGAAAAUGUGCCUACACCUCCACACUAAAGCAUGCAAGGACAAACGCAGAUGAGAACAGUGCAGUGUCCCAGAAGAGAGCGAGGCAUGAGGUGAUCCUGCCUGAGAGCGUCUCGUUGGUCCUUGGAGUUGAGGGCUCGGAGGGCUUGACCCAGAGGGGAGAUGAUGACAGCUUAUCUGCAGAAAGCUUCGACAGUGUGUCUCAUGACAUCGGCUCACAGUGCAACCAGUCUGCGUCCCCCCGUCCCCACACGGACACGUCCAACCCUGCCAACUGGAGUCGCCAUCUCAUACAGCAAACGCUAAUGGAUGAAGGGCUGCGAUUGGCUCGGAUGGUGUCACAUGAUCGGGCUGGGAAGAUCAGCUUAGGGUCAGAAAGAACACUUUCUACAGAACAUGACGGUAAAGUGGAGAGGCGGAGCUUGAUAACAGUGUGCAGGAGCAGCAGUCCUUGCCUCUCCAAAGACGACUCUAAUCACCGGGGGAAGUGAAAAGACUCGUCCUUUGUCGGGGACAGUGAACUCCACUCAGUCUGCUACACUGGCUGCUAUUGACACCGACAUCUGAUCUGAAGGAGAAGACUCCAAAUCAAUACAGGGAUCGUCCAAGUUGGACCACCAUGGAUCUCAUAGACUUGCAGUGACUCAGUAGAAUUUAGCUAAUAGGAGAAUAAUGUGCUAAUUAUAUCAGUGGAAGGCUCAAUAUUUUUAUUAGGUUAUCCAGUUUAUUUGCACUUCCUGCGUUUGACACAGCAGGGGGCACUACAACUUAGAAAUGGACACUGCACACUGGACUUACUCCAGUGACAUAAUGUCAAGGAUACUUUGUUUCAUUGGAAUAUUUUUGUGUUGGUUUUCAGCAGCCCACAAUCCAAACCAUGUGUGAUAACACUCUCAGCAGCUGAUCACCCUGGCAAACAAAUGGUGGUUCUGUUUUUUUAGAUUUUAAAGAUGGAAAUAAAUCUCCACUUUGAUGGAGUAUUGAAUGGCACACGCUGAUCUAGAUUUCCCAGAGCGUCAACCGCUGUUGGGUUCAGAGGGAUUUCUGUCCUUUGCUGCAGCGUCUAAUCGCCUAUGAGUGCUUCAAAAACGCAUUGGCUAUGACACAUGAAGCCGCCUGUCUUCUUCAUCCUCUCCCUCGCAUCUUUUUGUAAUAUCUUGCACAAGCAGCUGAAAUGCUGUUUUGUAGGGGACGAUACUUCAGGCUAUUCGUUAAGGGAAAAUGUACUCAGAAGACCUCAAUCUCAACUGGGUGGCAGGAGAUAAAAACACUGAUUCUGUUUGAUUCUCAGUUGCUUCGCUCCACACACCAGGGCCCCAUCAGCAGGGAGGAUGCUUGCUGUCAUUAGUGACUCUCAUCCUUACUUUAUUGUUGCUUCCACUGUUCAGCCCGGGGGGGAAGAGUGCAUUCAAAACUACAUUACAAGAUUCAGAGAAUGAAGAAGAUUUGCCACAUCAUUUCCAGAAAAAUGCUGCAAUUAUUGCAGAUUUUAUUUAGGUUUAGCAGAAACAUAUGGCAAUGUGUUGUUGGGAUAAUUUCUGUGGUCUGUAGUCUGUAGAAUUAUAAACCGUACGUCAGUUUGUCUUAUUUUCCUUUAAGACUCAUUGUGAAUUAGAGGGACUAAUCUUUCUUUACUAAGCUAUAGGCGGAGGAAAAAAACAGACAUAGAGGUUUACAAAAUAAAUCUCAUGGUGCUUGACUCUUGA
Pungitius pungitius (ninespine stickleback) is the source of this 3324-nucleotide messenger RNA. RefSeq names its product NGFI-A binding protein 2 (EGR1 binding protein 2) (gene nab2). The transcript is spliced from 7 exons. The record is from RefSeq and is a predicted model, not a curated record. Bases 619 to 2109 code for a protein of 496 amino acids. Gene Ontology annotation, molecular function: transcription factor binding; transcription coregulator activity. Gene Ontology annotation, cellular component: nucleus. Lineage: Eukaryota; Metazoa; Chordata; Actinopteri; Perciformes; Gasterosteidae. Gene Ontology annotation, biological process: negative regulation of DNA-templated transcription.